AUGGACGUGCAGCUGCACCGCCUCCUGCCUCUCCUCUCUCCUCCUCUCAUGGCCUUUCUUCCGCCGCGGCGACCACUCGGCUGCGCGAGAUGCGGCGGACCUCCACCCCAUUGUGAUUCUACCGGGCCACAGCUGCAGCCAGCUCGACGCGCGGCUCACGGAGGAGUACGAGCCGGCAGCGGCGCCGAGCUGCGACGCGCGCAAGGGGAAGGGGUGGUUCCGGCUGUGGGAGAACCGCACGGCGCUGCAGGACCCUGCACUGCUGCCGUGCUACGCGGAGCAGCUGCGGCUCGUAUACGGGCCGGCGCCGCCCGGGCAGCCCGCCCAGCACUUCGCCCACUUCGUCUCGUCCCUGCGGUGCUCGUAGAGCGUGCCAGCGUGAGGAGUGGGAACAAGCCGGUCAUCCUGGUGUCGCACAGCCAGGGCGGCAUAAACGCCAUGGCAUUCCUCGCCCAGAGCCCCCUGCCGUGGCGGCGGAGGAGCUUCGAGAGCACAUUCCUCACCCUACCGUCUCCCAAGGUGUUCGGCCACACGCCCCUGGUGAUCACGCGGGCGAGGAACUACUCGGCGUAUGACAUCCCGGAGCUUCUGGCGGCGACCGGAUUCUCCGACGACGAGGUGGCGCGCGUGCUCAACUUCAGUGCACCCAUCGUGCCCGUCACGUGCAUCAACGGCGUCGGCGUGCCGACGCCGGAGCUCGUGUACUGGGACGACGUCAACGCGGAGCCCAGAGUUGUGUACGGCGAUGGCGACGGCAACGUCAAUCUGGCUAGCGUGCUGGCGUUGGACACGGUGAUUGGGAAGUACCUGGGUCAGGAUUACUACAAGUCCGUCUUGAUCCCCAACGCGACGCACACCGGGAUCUUGGCGGAUGAUUUCGCUCGCCAGCGCGUCGUCAGCGAGAUUCUUCAAGCAAAUACCGCUGUUUAUUAA
This is a messenger RNA of Miscanthus lutarioriparius, 933 nucleotides long. Lineage: Eukaryota; Viridiplantae; Streptophyta; Magnoliopsida; Poales; Poaceae. The record is from the annotation of a GenBank genome assembly.